AUGGACCAAAGUGGGAUGGAGAUUCCUGUGACGCUCGUCAUUAAGGCACCGAAUCAGAAGUACAGCGACCAGACUAUUAGCUGCUUCUUGAACUGGACCGUGGGGAGGUUAAAAACGCACCUCUCGAACGUCUACCCUAGCAAACCAUUGACGAAGGAUCAAAGAUUGGUGUAUUCGGGCAGACUGCUUCCCGAUCAUCUGCAGCUGAAAGACAUUCUCAGAAAACAAGAUGAGUAUCAUAUGGUUCAUCUAGUAUGUACUUCUCGGACUCCUCCCAGUUCUCCAAAAUCCAGCACCAAUAGAGAAAGUCAUGAAGCAUUGGCAUCCAGCAGCAAUUCUAGUUCAGAUCAUUCAGGAUCAACAACUCCAUCAUCCAGUCAAGAAACCUUGUCCUUAGCUGCGAGUUCUUCCUCGGAAGGACUGAGGCAGCGUACCCUUCCACAAGUGCAAACUGACCCAGCACAGAGUCACCAGCUUCCAUAUGUAAUGCAAGGAAAUGUAGACAACCAGUUUCCUGGGCAAGCUGCUCCACCUGGGUUCCCAGUGUACCCCGCAUUUAGCCCACUGCAGAUGCUGUGGUGGCAACAGAUGUAUGCUCAUCAGUAUUAUAUGCAGUAUCAAGCUGCAGUUUCAGCUCAGGCCACAACCCAGCCAACUGCUUCACAGCCUCUAAAUUUGGCACAUGUUCCUGGAGAAGAACCCCCAGCAGCUCCAAACCUAGUGGCCCAAGAAAAUCAACCCAUGAAUGAGAAUGUUCAAAUGAAUGCACAGGGAGGCCCAGUACUAAAUGAAGAAGACUUCAAUCGAGACUGGCUAGACUGGAUGUACACGUUCUCACGAGCUGCGAUUCUCCUUAGCAUUGUAUACUUCUAUUCUUCUUUUAGUCGGUUUAUCAUGGUAAUGGGAGCCAUGCUACUGGUUUAUUUACACCAAGCUGGUUGGAUCCCUUUUAGGCAAGAAGGAGGUCAUCAGCAGGCUCCCAACAAUAAUCCCGAAGUUAACAAUGACGGGCAAAAUGCAAACAACUUGGAGCUUGAAGAAAUGGAGCGUCUUAUGGAUGACGGGCUUGAAGAUGAAAGUGGAGAAGAUGCAGGUGAAGAUGCCAGUGCACUGCAGAGGCCUGGAUUAAUGGCUUCAGCCUGGUCUUUCAUCACCUCCUUCUUUACUUCACUAAUACCAGAGGGGCCUCCCCAGGUUGCCAAUUGACCUGAAAAACUGUGCCAGCUACAAGAGGGUUUGACUUUAGGAAAGAGGUUUAAAUAACAGUGCAAUUUCAAAAAAAUUUGUAACUUUCUUUUGAUCAUCAUGUACAGAGGUGUUUCUUUCUUUAGGCUUCUCAUGCAUAUGAAUAUUUUAAGCACAAAUGGACUUCUAAAUGUUUGAUUUUUUUUAAAGAUCCUAACAGAACAUAGUGUAACAAUAUUGGUCUUCCAGGUGUUAUUCAUUUCAAUUAUGUGUAGUAUAUCAAGACAGACUUAUUUUUGUGUCUUAUUCUUUAAAGAGCUGCUUUAUUGGCUGGGUGCCAUGGCUCACGUCUGUAAUCCCAGCACUUUGGGAGGCUGAGGUGGGUGGAUCAUCUGAGGUCAGGAGUUUGAGACCAGCCUGACAAACAUGGUGAAACCCCGUCUCUACUAAAAAUACAAAAAAAUUAGCUGGCUGUGGUGGCACACACCUGUAAUCCCAGCCACUCAGGAGGCUGAGGCAGGAGAAUUGCUUGAAUCCUGGAGGCAGAGGUUGCAGUGAGCCAAGAUUGGGCCAUUGUACUCCAGCCUGGGCAACAAAGUGAGAUUCAGUCUCAAAAACAAAAAAAGAGCUGCUUCACCUAUAAAUGUCUAUAGCUAGUAGCCCAGCCCUUUAAUGUUUAAUUUGAAUAAAUAUAUCUAUUUUCUGUGAAUUAUCUUGAAAGUUUUAAACAGAAUGACCUCAUAGUUUUUAAUAAAGGAUAUUAUUUACCUAAAAUGUGCUAGUAGCAUCUUGCCCAGCCAUAAAGCAAUAAACUUCUCAAUAAUCUUAAUUUUGACAUUUGAAUAAGUAAUGGAAACUUUCUAUUUUAAGGGCAUGUAUCCCAUGAAUUGGAAUCAGUACCUUAACAGAAAAAGGCAGCUCUUCAAUGGAAUUAACGUGAUAUAAAAUGUUUGAUACAGGCAGUACUUUUAUAAAAUAAGAUAUGCUGGAAAUCGCUCCCUGUAAUUUUUUAAAUAAAAAGUCAAUUAUGGUAAA
This is a messenger RNA of Callithrix jacchus (white-tufted-ear marmoset), 2220 nucleotides long. It is a transcript of the gene HERPUD2, whose product is annotated as HERPUD family member 2. Gene Ontology annotation, molecular function: protein binding. The record is from RefSeq and is a predicted model, not a curated record. Gene Ontology annotation, biological process: endoplasmic reticulum unfolded protein response. Lineage: Eukaryota; Metazoa; Chordata; Mammalia; Primates; Cebidae.